AUAAAGUUGUUUUUUUCUGUUUUUCGUAACGAUAGCUCGCGCUCACAGCACCGGAACAUCGGCGGGGUUUACGGACAUUAACGUCCCGGUAGUCCCGGUAGUGAUGACAGAGAGUCCCGACAGCAGCGUCCUGCAGCGGCGGACACACAACGGAGACACCGGACCGACGGUGGUGAAGGUGGAGUCCGGUGUGCCGGUUCUAAUCCCUUCAGAGACCUCUGAGCUUCACUUCCUGCGUGCGAGGGUUCGAGAGCUGGAGAGAGAGCGGGCUGAGCUGUCAGCAGAGAACCAGAGACUGAAGAACAUGCUGGUCCACGAACUCCCGGGGCUUCUGUCCACCAUGUGGCAGACGUUGGGCCAGGCCAACAGUCACCACUGCGUCUCCACGGCAACGGGCAGGAGCGACAGUUACGCUCCGUACUCGCAGCAGCUCUCAACCAGUCAGGACGCAGACCUCAGCCCCCAGGUGAGCCUCCAGCAGCUGCAGGAGGACCUGAACGGGGACAUACUGGAGUCCUGGGGCCCGUUGGGCUCUGAGGACGAGGAGGGGCCAGGAGGAGUAGACCUGGGCCUGGGGAGCCACAUGGGAGAGGAGGCACCGCUCUGCAGACAGACCGACAUGGAGGAGCUGAGGAGGAGCUGCUCUGAGAGCCAGUGUGCCGCCGGACCCCCUAACGGACAUGUGAGCCAGGUGGAGGUGUAUCCGGGCUCUGGGGUUCUCUGUGAAGUCCGCUCAUGGCAGGCAGCCAAUCAGGCGCAGUCCCCCACGGCGAUGGCACGGACGCUGCUGAUGGGCGUGUUUGAUAUGAACACACUGAUGAACAGCAACCUGCGAGGCGGACGGAGCCGCCGACCCGCCUUUCAACCACAACGCAGCGCGCUCGACCCGCACAAGAUCAGCGCCAUCUUCAUCUCCCUGUCACAGUCUUCCUCUCUCUGUCUUCCUCUCACAGUCUUCCUCUCUCAGUCUUCCUCUCUCUGUUUCUCAGAUGCCAUCUUGGCUCGGUUUCCUCUGGCCAAGAAAGGAGUCAUUGGCUCUGGCAUCAACUCCAAAUUGUCUGAGAUCCGCUUUCGCUCCAGGAGAGCCAAUCGAGACCCCCGAUUCCUCUGACGACAGACAGACAACUCCUCCUACCUCACAGAAAAAAAUAUCCAGUUGUCCAAUGAGAACACAGCAGUCUGGAGCUUCUGGACCAAUGAGCAGUUUAAGUUCUCUGUUCAGUUUCAGGUCAGGUCUGGUUCACAUAUCUCUGACUUUGUUGCUAUAGAGACCUGUUGGGAAGCUGUGCGUAGCUAUAAUGACCCAGACAUAGAGACAAAACAACCUCAAAGACACAAAACAACCACAAAGAGACACAAAACAACCACAAAGAGACACAAAACAAUCUCAAAGACACUAAACAACCACAAAGAGACACAAAACAACCACAUAGACACAAAACAACCACAUAGACACAAAACAACCACAAAGAGACACAAAACAACCACAAAGAGAUACAAAACAGACACAAAGAGACAAAACAACCACAAAGACACAAAACAACCACAAAGACGCUAUAAUGAUCCAGACAUAAUGACAAAGACACUAAACAACCACAAAGAGACUAAACAACCACAGACACUAUAAUGAUCCAGACAUAAUGACAAAGACACUAAACAACCGUAAGACACAAAACAACCACAAAGACACUAAACAACCACAGAGACAAAACAACCACAAAGAGACUAAACAACCACAGAGACUAAACAACCACAAAGACACAAAACAACCACAAAGAGACACAAAACAACCGCAAAGACACAAAACAACCACAAAGAGACUAAACAACCACAAAGAGACUAAACAACCACAAAGACACUAAACAACCACAAAGACACUAUAAUGAUCCAGACAUAAUGACAGACACUAAACAACCACAAAGACAUAAAACAACCACAAAGAGACAAAACAACCACAAAGACAUAAAACAACCACAAAAAGACAAAACAACCACAAAGACACAAAACAACCACAAAGAGACAAAACAACCACAAAGACACAAAACAACCACAAAGAGACUAAACAACCACAAAGACACAAAACAACCACAAAGAAACUAAACAGCCACAGAGAGACUCUAAAUGUAUUUCGUGUGUCCUCAGCUCCUCUAAGUCGGGACAGUCAUGUUUUUGUUGAUUUUGUAUUUUCAUGUGUUACAGAUGUGUUGUGUAUUUUUCUUCCUGUUGGUUCUGUAAAUGAUCAUCAAUAAACAAUAAUACAUGUAACAAUGAA
Messenger RNA from Dicentrarchus labrax (European seabass), 2272 nucleotides. RefSeq lists its product as uncharacterized. NCBI's taxonomy places the organism in Eukaryota, Metazoa, Chordata, Actinopteri, Moronidae. The coding region runs from base 104 to 1111 and encodes 335 amino acids. Gene Ontology annotation, molecular function: DNA binding. The record is from RefSeq and is a predicted model, not a curated record. The transcript has 5 exons.